Messenger RNA from Exophiala spinifera, 1461 nucleotides. RefSeq lists its product as uncharacterized. The transcript is spliced from 5 exons. Bases 1 to 1461 code for a protein of 486 amino acids. The record is from RefSeq and is a predicted model, not a curated record. Gene Ontology annotation, molecular function: FAD binding; monooxygenase activity. NCBI's taxonomy places the organism in Eukaryota, Fungi, Ascomycota, Eurotiomycetes, Chaetothyriales, Herpotrichiellaceae.
AUGAACGGACCAAGUGCAUGUCGAAUGAGUGGUCUCAAAAUCCUAGUCGCAGGGGGGUCGAUCGGUGGUUUGGCCACUGCUGUUGCCCUCAAGGCUCAAGGUCAUUAUGUUACUGUUUAUGAGCAAGCACUUACCCCGGAUACGUUGGGUGCGGGCAUAACCAUCUUCCCAAACUCCCUUCGCGCCCUCGACGCGUUAGGAAUCGACACCAAUCAGAUCAAAUCUGUGAGGAUCAAGCGGUUGAUCAGGACAUCCAUUGAGGUGGAUGGGUCGGCUAAUACUGUUGGAGACGAGAUCGAGGAGAAGGACUGGCCAUGGUAUCAGACGACGUACCGAGAUCUGUUUGUGUCUCUUUGGGAGGCUGCGCACGAUAGUUCCAGGCCUGGUCCGCGAAUUGAUGUUGUGAGCUCAAAGUCGGUCAUCAGUAUUGAUCCCGUCAAGGCUAUGGUGUACUUCUCGGACGGGACACAGGCAGUAGGAGACGCCAUCAUUGGUGCCGACGGUGUACACUCUGUCUGUCGAUCGUUCGUUCCUGGAGGGAGUUUUCCGCGGUUCCGCAUCAAGCGUCACGUCUUUCGAGCCUUGAUCCCCCGUGAACGGCUCGCAAAGGACCCUCGCACGAUCAAAUUCAUCGAGAAAGAGGGUGAUGCGUACUGUUACAUUUACCAGGAAAGGAGCCUUCUGAUCACGCCGGCGUCGAACGGUGAGAACUGCUGUAUCAAGUUCCUGUACGAGGAUCGAAUGGCGUUCAAGAACCUGAGCAAGGACUGGAGAGAUCCGUCGAGCAAGCUGAAACUCCUGCGACUUGCCGACGGCUUGCCUGAGGAGUGCAUGGCCUUGUUCGAGAAGAUUUCAGACCGGGACCUCCAAGAUCAGCCGAUUUGGGACAUGGACCCCCUCACAACAUUUCGAUCGAACCGGAUGGUGUUGAUGGGAGACGCCGCACAUCCCAUGCCCCCGUACUGUGGCCAACGGAUCGCCAUGGCACUAGAAGACGCCCUCGCGUUGGGCGUCCUUCUGGAAACCGCGACACCCGCCAGCGAGGUCGACGAACGGCUCAUGUUGUACUCGGCCACGCGCAAGACGCGCGCCGUUGCCGUGCAGAAAACCAUGAGGGGACUUUCGGAAUCAGACAUGAGAAACUUUGCGACAGAAUUUGAGGCGUACUCUUUUCACAAUUACAUUCUUGGCCACGAUGAGCUCGAGCACAUGGCUCAAGCUUUGCGUGUUUGGAAGAAGCAAAGAUGCUUGACGCAGGGUUCGUCGGAGUCUCUGGAGCCGCGGCAACAACGGCCGGCCCAGGUCUGGAAAGAAUGCGACGAGGACAAGAAGAAGAAGGCGCCACAGCCAAUGUCGCCUUCACCGAAAAAGUGGUGGUCAAUAGGAAGGCAAGGGUCGAAGACAUGGUCGAGGGUCUUUUCGUCCGCAGAAACGCCCCGAUCUGUCGCUACAACAUCAUAA